UAAAAUCACAAGUGUGCUGUGUGAAAUUAAACAUCAAAAUGCCUUAAAUAAAUUCAAAGCCUCACCAUUGCUGUGUCAAAUUACUUGCUUUGCCUCUCCCACCAUCAUCAAAAUGGAAGCAUAUUUCAAUUACAUAGAAGCAUCUGAUUCUAAAGCAAGCAGCUUUUCAAAGUCUUCCUCUAUCCCUAGCCAUGGCGACCAAGUUUCGCAGAAGAAAAAACAGAGGACUGCUGARCAGGACAGCGCCCACCAAAUGUUCAGAGGAGUGAGGAAGAGAAAUUGGGGAAAAUGGGUCUCUGAGAUACGGGAGCCGAGGAAGAAGACGAGAAUUUGGCUUGGAACUUACCCAACGGCGGAAAUGGCAGCGCGGGCUCACGACGCCGCGGCGCUCGCCGUUAAGGGUCGCUCUGCAUUUCUCAAUUUCCCUGAACUUGCCCAAUUCCUUCCUCGCCCGCUCUCCAAGUCCCACAAGGACAUUCAGGCCGCCGCGGCCGAGGCGGCGGCCGCCACAUUUUCAGCCGGAAACGACCGUGAAGCCGACGGAGGCGGAGCGGCGGAGCGCAGCCAACCCCUGUUUUCCGGUAGCCCCGGCGGAGACAGAACAGAGGACUCCACGGACUCCCCCUCGACCGCCGCCGUUGAUGACGCAUUUUUCGAUCUGCCGGAUCUCUUCGUCGGAAGUUCGUAUUUGAAAGAUGGGUUUCUUUAUCAUUCUUCGUUAUGGCAGUUCUGUGGGGCGGCCGAUCACACUGGUUAUCGGCUCGAGGAGCUUUCAUUCUGGGAACGAAUUUAAUUUUAAACUAUUUAACUUCAUUCUCUUUUUCCUUCUUUCYAGUCCUCCAUCAAAAUUAUGUUUCCAAAGGUGGUGAUUUUUGUUCUAAUAAAGAAAUGUUCUACAUAUUAGAAAAAAAUUCACCAACUAUUGCAUUGAAUCU
Momordica charantia (bitter melon) is the source of this 935-nucleotide messenger RNA. RefSeq names its product ethylene-responsive transcription factor ERF035-like. The record is from RefSeq and is a predicted model, not a curated record. Gene Ontology annotation, biological process: regulation of DNA-templated transcription. Lineage: Eukaryota; Viridiplantae; Streptophyta; Magnoliopsida; Cucurbitales; Cucurbitaceae. Gene Ontology annotation, molecular function: DNA binding; DNA-binding transcription factor activity.